Messenger RNA from Mesoplodon densirostris (Blainville's beaked whale), 5614 nucleotides. It is a transcript of the gene IQCE, whose product is annotated as IQ motif containing E. The record is from RefSeq and is a predicted model, not a curated record. The transcript is spliced from 22 exons. Bases 1274 to 3226 code for a protein of 650 amino acids. Gene Ontology annotation, molecular function: protein binding. Lineage: Eukaryota; Metazoa; Chordata; Mammalia; Artiodactyla; Ziphiidae.
UGUGUCUGCGCGGGCAAGCGAAGCAAAGCGCCAGCCGCGAAGUAGACAGAUCUUCCUCCGCUUGGAAUGGGGUUUCAUCCCGUUUACAAGGAGACGAUGGUGAAACUACUAAACCUGGGCUCCUGAGCACUAACCAGCUUGUGGGGAGACAGCGUCCGACCACCGUGUGGCUCACCCGCUUUGUUGUACAGAUGAGGAGACUGAAGAAACGAGGGCCAUGGACUCAUAAUAAUUGGUGGUGUUAGGAUUCGAACAGUAAUAACCCGCCAGGCAUUCCUCCUGCUACACCACGCUACCCUGUGUGGACACUCAUUCAUUUGUUCACCUCAUAACAGUGUACUAACACUGUCACACUGUGCUCACUCUGGAACCGGCAACUGCACUAAGCAGUUUAGAGAUACUGACUGAUUUGAUCCUCACCACACGCUUUUCUCCAAUUUAUAUUUGAGGACACAGGCACAGAGAAGUUAUGACUUGCCGGGCACCAAAUACCUAUUGAUUGAGCACCUGCUAUGUGCCAGACCCUGUUCCAAAGGACAGAGAUACAGCCGUGAACAAAACACAGCCCUGCUCCAGAGAGCUUACAUGCUAGACAUGGGAACUUCUUGUAGAUCAUAAAGGCCAGGGGGCUGGAAAAAUAAAGCAGGGCAGGGGGACAGAGUAGAUGCCCUUGGAGGUCUGUAUGAAAAGAAAGGGCAGGUUAUACUUGCUAAUAAUUUAGAUAAACUUUGCAGCCCAACUCGCCUAAAGAUCUUCAUGAUGCACACUGAAUACAGUGAGUGCGAACUCUUAUUUUUUAUUGUCCUGUGGCUACAUCAGAACCCUUGAGCCUAAGGUACCGAGAUCAGGAAGAUGGUUUUCUGAAUGCCAGGCGUUCAGAGCUGGCAGACUGUGGACAUCGCAGAAGCCCCUUGUCCCUUCCAACGUUAACCUAAUAAAUAUUAAUAUCCGGCUCUGCUGACUAGUGAACAGGCUCGCAUUGCAGCCUCGGAGGCGGCUGGACUGUUCCAGCUCCGCCCCGCUCUCCGCCCCACACUCUGGGCGCGCAGCCUGUCGACCCGCCGGGGCUCCCCGAACACGCUUACGGUCGGCCCGCCUCGCGGGGCGCCGGCCACAUCCGGGGCUCGGGGGCCCGCGCGGUUGCCAUGGCAGCGGGGUCGCGGCGGGCUCGCGGGCAGGCCCGGAGGCUGCUGGCAGCCAGGCGGUCGGCGGAGCCCCAGAACCGGACGGCCGUACCUGCAGCGCCUAGGGGCGAUCGGGCAGCGCCGCCGCCAUGUCCCUGAGCACUGGGGAGCCUGCCUCGGAGACGGGGGAUGACAGCCUGUCUGCAAUAACCUUCGACUCUGACUCAGAGACGAAAGCAAAAAGGAAGAGUUUCCACAGACCUCCCCCUACAUCGCCGAAGUCACCUUAUCACUCUAAGCCGAGGAAAGUGGCCUCCUGGAGGUCUCUGAGGACAGCGGGCAGUGUGCCUCUCGGGAGCCGAAUGUCCUUAACCCCCCAGAAGCUGUGUCUGGGAAGCACAAAGCAAGGUUAUGUUCCUGGGACCCCUGUCUACAGAGAGAAGGAGGACAUGUAUGACGAGAUCAUUGAGCUGAAGAAGUCAUUACACAUGCAAAAAAGCAACGUGAAUCUGAUGAGAACAAAGCUUCGGCGCUUAGAAGAGGAAAACAGCAGAAAGGACCGGCAGAUAGAGCAGCUUUUGGAUCCGUUCCGAGGCCCGGAUUAUGUUCGGACGCUGGCAGAGAAAAGGCCUGAUACUGGCUGGGUGAUCCGUGGGCUGAAGCAGAGGAUUCUCAAGCUGGAGCAGCAGUGCAAGGAGAAGGACCACACUAUCGACAAACUGCAGACUGAUAUGAAGACCACUAACUUGGAGGAGAUGAGGAUCGCCAUGGAGACGUAUUACCAGGAGAUUCAUCGUCUCCAGACUCUCCUGGCAAGCUCUGAAACGACAGGAAAGAAGCCUCCAGUGGAGAAGAAAAUCGUCCUUAAAAGGCAGAAAAAAAUGAGCAGCGCCCUCCUGAGCUUAUCCCGGAGCGUCCAGGAGCUCACGGAGGAGAACCAGAGCCUGAAGGAAGACCUGGACCACGUGCUGAGCGACUCCCCCACUGCCUCCAAGAUAAAGGGCUCUGUGGAGUGGAGCAAGCCUCGGCUGCUUCGGAGGAUCGCAGAGCUGGAAAAAAAAAUAAGUUUGAUGGAAAGCCCCAAAUCCCGCACUUCAGAGGUGGUCAGGUCUACCCCGCCGGCUCACUCGGUGUCCAGCUCCACGAUGCACCGGCAGCCGCGCCCCGACUGCCAGGAGGAGAGCGAGCGAUUGCGGGGGGUUGUGAAGAGCCUGAAGGGCGAGCGGAAUGCCCUGCACACCCAGCUGCAGGAGCGAGAUCUGGAGGUGAAGCAGCUACUGCAGACAAAGGCCGACUUGGAGAAGGAGCUGGAAAACAUGAAGGAGGGUGAGAAGGAGGGAAGAGAAAGAGAGGAGGCUUUGAGGGAGGAAAUUCAAGCACUUACCAGGAAGUUUCAAGAACUGGAAGAAAGUAAGAAAGGAGAGGAGGAGGAUCCUGAGGAAAUGAGUCCUGAGACCCAGGAAGCGCCCCGACCCCCCGGUCCCUCCCAGAUGGACUCGGAGCUGGACACGAGCGAGGGGGGCUCCUCCCGGCCCCGCUCCGGCUGCUCCCAGGGGAGAAGAGACGCCGCCGCCCGGCUCCUGCAGCGCCAGUGGAAGGGGCACCAGCCCCGGAAAAAGAAGGCCGUUCUGGACGAGGACUCGCCCAAGCCCCGCGUCCCGAGCCCCGUCGUCCAGGCCGAGGGGGACCCGUGGCAAGAGGAGGCCGUCACCGUCAUCCAGUCUGCCUUCCGGGCACACCUGGCACGGGCCAGGCACAGUGCUGCUGGUCCACGAGCUGCCACUGCAGCGUUUCCCGACAGACCUGCUUGGGCCCCACACAGCGCACCCUCCUCUCCGCCCUUGCCUGCAGCCUCUCCUGGGCAGGAAGACAGCGAGGGGAGCAGCGGGGAGACCGCAGAGGCUCCGGCUCCCGGGGAUGGAGCGCCGAGGCCAUGGGGGCCAGGGGCGCCGGCAGCCCCGCCGCCCUGCUCUGCGGAGCCCUGUCCUUCGGGGCCGCAGCGCGCCGCGACUCCGCCCGCGGAGGACGUGAACUCCGACGACUCCGACGAGAUCGUCUUAGCUCCGCCUCUGCCCACGAAGAAAAUCGCCUCCCCGCCCUAGGCCCCUGCGGUCGCCCGGCACGUGGCGAUGCCCUGUCCGGGCAAGGUUAGGUUCAGAGGACAGAAGCACUCAGACAGGAAAGGAAUUUAUCUUGUGAGGAGGAGGAGAACCGUACCUACUUGACACCUCACCUCCGUCCCCGGUUUUUCUCUUUCGUUUUGCCAGUCUGCUUGUUUGUUCAGGGAACCCCUAAUGCCUUUCUUUAUUUUAUCUCUGGGAAGGGGUCGCCUACGUUCCGCACCCUCGGCUGCAGGCCCCCCCCCCCGCGGUGGUCUUCAUGCCGGACAGACACACCUGCCCAGGCUGGAGGGCAGCAGGGGGCCCGGCUGAGACACGUCCUCUCGGGGGACCUCUGGCCACCUGCGGCCGUGCAGGCGAGGGCUUCUUCAUCGGCGCUGACGCCGCACGGCCACCGCCUCCAAGACAGGCAGCGCGCCUCAGAACCCUUGCUCUCAGCCCAAACGGAGGGCCCUGCGCACCGGGGAGAGCUUAAUCCCGGGCCACCCCUCCACCUCCCCGGCGCCCCGACGGCACGGCAGCCCUUCUCGUGUUGCACCUCAGGGGCUCCGGCUCAGACUUGUCCUUCUUUCAGAAACUCCUGGGCCCUCCUUACAGAGGUCAGAGGCUCCCGGCUCCAGCACAGGCGAGGCGUGUGGCCAGGAGGAUCUGUGCUGCCCUGUCCCGUGAGAGAGGUGGACGGAUCUCCCAGACCCGCCCACUCGGAGUCAGGCGGGGGACCCGCCAGCCCCUUUCACCGCUUAGGUGCCGGUCAUACAGUGGGUUGAAAAAAGUUCAGCCAGGGGGCCAGGCUUGCGUCAUGUUUUCUUUACUCGGCCCGUGAGCUGCCAAGUCCGUUUUUUCUUCUGUUUCCGCCGCUGGACUGAUGGCUAACUCGAGUGAACUCGCUGCUGACCUUUGCCUUGUUUCAUCCACUGGGUCUGUUCCUCGUCUGGGUGCCAGCUCAGCUAAAGGCCUGUAGGAGCCAGUCCACCAGUCAGGUACCCAGAGGGUGAUGAAGGCGAUGCCCGCAGCCUGCAGGUCCCCAGGGGGUCAUUCUCCCCCCCACCCCAUUCAAAAAUGGGCAUUUCUGCAUUACUCCUUGCUCUGAGGAGCCCAAGGCACUGGGGACCUAUGACAGAUGGGUCAGUGUCAGGACGUCCUCGCCUGGUCCUGGAGGAAAGGGCCGUGUGUGCAGCGGGCUGGCCGUCGGCAGAGCUGGGAUGGGCAAGGUCAGCCCCGGGACCUGAGUUUUCCAAGAAAAUGCUCCUGAGAAUUGCAGGUAUGUACAUUUGUCUGCCUGUGCUCCUUGGGCCCAGCAAUGCUGAUCUAGUAAAAGUAAGCAGUCUUGAAGCCACCUCAGUAAAUGACUUAACUCAAGGCUAUGACCCUCUGACACUGUGUGGAUCUGUCCCCUGGAGAAUGCCGGGUGCCCAGUGUGCUUGCAGGGCCCACGGCUCGGGGCUGGGGUUCUAGGGCUGCCGGAGCAGCACAGGGCUGGGCGGGACAGGGGCCUGGGGCCUAGAGGGCCUGCCUUCUGCUUGCCUGCCUCUGUGCUGCCCCACUGGACGGGCCCGUCCGCCCUGCAGACAGACCAGAACCCUCGUCCCAGCAAAAAGACCGAAGGCAUUAGGAAAAGGACGGCCACCUAGCUCAGAGCAACCAGCGUGAGAGCUGCAGAGCUUUGCUUCGUUUUUUUUUUUUUCUUUUUGCGGUAUGCGGGCCUCUCACUGUUGUGGCCUCUCCCGUUGCGGAGCACAGGCUCCGGAUGCGCAGGCCCAGCGGCCGUGGCUCACGGGCCCAGCCGCUCCGCGGCAUAUGGGAUCCUCCCGGACCGGGGCACGAACCCGUAUCCCCUGCAUCGGCAGGCGAACUCUCAAACCACUGCGCCACCAGGGAGGCCCUGCUUCAUUUUUAAGUAAUAAAUACCCUCUGCAGAAAGCCCCGUUCACCUUCAAGAGCUGAAUAGAAUUUAAAUUCCACGAGAAGCCAUCUAAGCCAAUUCAACACCCCUCCCUGUGGUUUGGGAAGCAGUGUUUUCUCUCAUGUGGUUCAGAAAUUCUGAGGACUGGAGAGUGGACACUCAAACCUGCCUGGGGCCGUCCGGCUGCUGCUCCAGGUGAGGACCUCCCCGAGCUCCCAAGAGCCUGUUAGCAGCUGAUCACGCCGGGUAAGCAUCCUUUGAAGCAAGAGAACCCACACCUGGGAGUUGAAAUGUGAAGCCAUCAAGUGGCUCCAGGGGGAAGUGGUGGACACGCUGGUCUUCGACCUCUGUAUUUAGGAGCACUCAGACCUACGCGUAAUUUGUACACAAGUCUCUUGGAAGGCAUAAGGCUUUCCCUCUGUGCUACUCAUCACUGGCCUUUGUAAUUGUAAAUAAAAGCUGUUUUG